Molecule: messenger RNA, 1248 nt
Organism: Mycotypha africana
Lineage: Eukaryota; Fungi; Mucoromycota; Mucoromycetes; Mucorales; Mycotyphaceae
Product: cytosol aminopeptidase family, catalytic domain-containing protein
Exons: 4
Coding region: 1-1248 (415 amino acids)
Biological process (GO): proteolysis
Cellular component (GO): cytoplasm
Molecular function (GO): metalloaminopeptidase activity; manganese ion binding
Source: RefSeq, a predicted model, not a curated record
AUGACCUUUCUAAACCUUUUUCUUCACUCCAAUAUACGUAAUAAGACUGCUAUUGGUGUCCAAGCUUUACAAAAGCAAGGUGCAAAAUCUAUAGGAGUGGACAUAUCUGUCGAUGCACAAGGAGCCGCUGAAGGCGCAAUCUUGGGACAGUUUUCAUUUGAUAAGUUGAAGCAAAAAAAGAACGAUGAUGCUGAUAACAAUAAAGUAGUUGCUCCUUAUGCAACGGAAAGUAGCACAGACUUAAAAAGGGCUUGGGAAAUUGGUCAGAUUUACGGUACCUCACAAAAUGUGGCUCGCAUGUUAAUGACGACUCCAGCGAAUUUGAUGACACCAAAGUUGUUUGCAGAAGAAGUAGCUUAUCUAUUGGCUGGCUUGGAGAAUGUCGAUAUUAAGGUUCAUGAUGAGGAAUGGGCUACGCGUCAAAAGAUGAAUGCCUUUUUAUCUGUGGCAAGAGGAAGUACCGAGCCUCUUCGGUUUUUAGAAAUUCAUUAUAAGGGUGCAAAGGAUAAUUCAGAGAAGCCAUUUGGACUAGUGGGUAAAGGCAUCACAUUUGACAGCGGAGGAAUUUCACUCAAACCAUCCAAUAAUAUGCAUCUCAUGAAGGGGGACAUGGGUGGUGCUGCCGCUGUGGUAGGAGCUUUGUACGGUAUUUGUAAAUUGCACUUACCUGUAAACAUUGUCGCAGCCAUCCCAUUAUGUGAAAAUAUGCCUUCAGGAAAAGCAACAAAACCUGGUGAUGUUGUGAAAGCAAUGAAUGGCAAAUCCAUCGAGAUACUUAAUACAGAUGCUGAGGGUAGAUUGAUUCUGGCUGAUGCACUUCAUUAUGUGUCAUCGACGUAUCAACCAAAACAUGUUAUUGACCUCGCAACCUUGACAGGAGCCAUGGACGUUGCUCUAGGUGAAGUAUAUGCUGGUGUUUUCUCCAAUUCGGAUGACUUAUGGGCAAAGUUACAGAAUGCUGGUGAAGCAGUAGCAGACCCCUUCUGGCGUAUGCCCCUUCAUGAAGAUUACAUCAAAGAGAUGAAAAAUUCGUUGGUUGCCGACUUGGGUAAUAUUGGUACAAGAUCUGGUGGUUCUUGCUCAGCAGCAGGAUUCUUGCAAGAAUUCGUGGAUAAAAACGUCCCGUGGGCGCACAUUGAUAUUGCCGGUGUAAUGGCCUGCAAUGGUACCAAGGGAUAUCAUAUUAAAGGAAUGACUGGCCGCCCUACACGAGCUUUGAUUGAAAUGAUGAGAACAGCACAAGCAUGA